AUGCCAAUAAAAUCCGAGCACCCCGAUGUCCCCAUCGUCAAUCAGCCCUUCUACUCGCGAGUGAUCGCCAAGAUUACGGAGCACCACCUCGCCAGCCCGGGCCGGGCGGCUUUCAUCAAUGCCGAGAAUCCCUCUGAUCGGGUCACCUGGCUUCAACUGCUCGACUUCUCCUCCUCCCUGGCCAACUUCUUUAGGCAGCGCGGCUUUGGGAAGGAGCAAGUCUGCUGUCUGGUCCUACCCAACUGUUGGCAGUAUGCCGUCGGAUUCCUCGGCGCCACCCUGGCAGGAGGAGCCAUUUCUGGCGCCAGCGCCAUGUUCACCGACUACGAGCUGGGCCGUCAAUUCACCGAUUCGCAAGCCACCUGUGUCAUCACCGACGAGACGCAUCUUGGUCGUGUCCUCACCGCCGUCGCCUCUGCUCCAAAGAUCCAGACGAUCAUCUGCAUCCGAUCGUCUUCGAACCCACUUCCCCAGGGCGUUCAGGACUUCAAGCAAUGCGUGUCGGGGAGCACGAAAUUUGUUCCGGAUGAGAGGAGCUUUAGCCCUGACAACCUGCUCCUCCUGCCCUACUCUAGCGGAACCACCGGGUCCCCGAAGGGAGUCAUGCUCACCCACCGGAAUUUUGGGACGAUGACCGACGUCGUGAUGAGCAACUUCUACAACGUCAUUUAUCCGGACGUGUUGCCCGACUAUGUGCCGGCCAAGGAAAACACCCUUCUGCUCCUGCCCUUCUACCACAUCUAUGGGUUUGGGAUGUUGAUGAGGAGUCUUUUUGAGGGGACGACUGGCAUUAUUUUUGGCAAAUUUGACCCGGUGUUGCUUUGCGAGAAGAUUCAGGAGCAUAAGGUCCAACAGCUCUUCGUAGUGCCGCCGAUCGUAAUUUUCCUCGCCAAGCAUCCGGUUGUCGCCAAAUAUGAUAUUUCUUCGAUAAGGAUGAUGUUCUCCGGGGCGGCACCAUGCGGCAAGGACAUCAUCGACGAGCUGAUGAAUAAGCAUAAGCAUAUUCGAUUCUUCGGGCAGGGCUACGGCAUGACAGAGUGCGGAAUGGUGUCCCACCUCCCUGUGCCCCGCGCAAAGUCGACGAUCUCGGCCGGACGGUUGGCGGCUAAUUUUGAGCAAAUGAUAAUCGACCUGAAAAGCGGCAAAGAGUGCAAGCGAGGGGAACGCGGCGAGAUCUGGGUCAAAGGACCAACGGUGAUGAAAGGGUACUUGAACCGUACGGAAGCGACCGCCGAAACCAUCGACAAAGACCAGUGGCUACACACAGGCGACAUCGGCUACCUGGACAAGGACGGGAAUCUUUUUGUUGUUGAUCGACUGAAGGAGUUGAUAAAAGUCAAGGGAUUGCAGGUCCCGCCCGCCGAGCUCGAAGAUCUUCUCCUGUCCCACCCUAGAGUACGCGACGCUGCUGUUAUCGGAAUUCCGGACUCGAGAACGGGUGAAGCCCCAAAAGCCUUCAUCGUCGCCGCCGACGACAAACUGAAAGCCCAGGAUAUCGUAAAUUUUGUGAAGCAAAAAGUCUCUUCCUACAAACAAUUAACCGGCGGUGUGGAGUUUGUCGACGAGAUUCCGAAGGCGCCAUCUGGAAAAAUUCUGCGCCGAUUGCUACGCGAUGCCGAGCAGCAAAAGAUGAAAUCCAAGCUU
Messenger RNA from Mesorhabditis spiculigera, 1644 nucleotides. NCBI's taxonomy places the organism in Eukaryota, Metazoa, Nematoda, Chromadorea, Rhabditida, Rhabditidae. The record is from the annotation of a GenBank genome assembly.